Porites evermanni is the source of this 3464-nucleotide messenger RNA. NCBI's taxonomy places the organism in Eukaryota, Metazoa, Cnidaria, Anthozoa, Scleractinia, Poritidae. The record is from the annotation of a GenBank genome assembly.
UCUUGCUUCAACGAUGCCACCCAUAUUUAAAGUUUGCUUUUAUAUCUUUCUUUUAAAACUCGAACUUGGCAUUAUUCAUGGCUCAGAAGAAAAACCGACUAAAGGCGAAACUUGUUCCGUCGGUGAUGGGCCAUCGAUAGGGCAUGAUGAGGAAAAUCCUUGCUUCAAAGACGGCCAGCUGUACUCGCCCUCAAGCUUUGCACUGACCCGGCGGGAAGGUAAAGCAUUGAACCACGUUGAAACAAUCCAAGUGGAUGGAGACAAAACCGUACAGCUCAUUACUAGGAGCUUGAAACCACCGAUAUUUGAAAUCCCAGAUUUUCUAAGCAGCGAAGAGUGCGAUCAGUUGAUAAAACUUGCAAAGAGAGAAGGUCUGGAAGAAAGCACGAUCACCAAAACAAACACAGUUACGUGGGAGAAUGUGAAUGCUACGUUAAAUGAGAAAGAAAUGCAAUUUUAUUGUAAGAGCAUCGCACGAUAUGAUUCGAACAAAGACAACAGUAUUUCUCUGAUCGAGUUUUCGAGUUACGUGUAUCGCCUACUCAGGAUUCUUGUUGAUAUAAAAGACCUAUGGACAGUCUACAAAGAAUUACUUGCAGAGGAGGCCAAAACAAUCACUUAUGACGACUGUAUGAAGACCAACCGCACGCGCUUUGUCGAGUUCGUCCACCAGCUACUAAACAUAAAACGCUUACCGUAUUACAAGACUCGAUACAGUGAACAUUCCUGGGUAGAAAUGAGCGACAAUGAUCCUAUUUUAAAACCCGUCAAGAGUAGAAUCGCUGAGGUUACCCAGAUGUCUGUAUGGCAGAUUGAUCACAGCGAGCCGUUACAGGUAUUUAUUUCAGUCUUUCUUUUCACAUUUCAUGUAUACAUUUCACAUCUACACUCGAGAGAUUAAAAUUCUAGACAUUCUAUCCUAUAUCAUACUUCCCACCCUUUCCAGCGCGCGACAUAGCCUGCGUGGCAGGCGUUCGAAAGGGAAGGGGAAGGGAAUAUUAGGGCGCGAGACCACGAGCGCCCACGCGCUCUCGCGCGCCCAAUUCACCUUUUAACGCGUGCCAAGCAGGCCACGCGCGACCCAAGAAUGACUUCGUGCGUGGGAGGUGCGUGCGAGCAAGCUCUUCCGGCCGGUUCAUUGGCCUCUCAAUCAACUCCGGAAAGACGCUCGAAAUCGCGAGAAGGGAAGACAACUUUUGACUGGCUGUUGAGACAAUGUUUCGUUCACACUCUCAAACGCAAAAGAGUUGAGCAGUCGGGAACAUCAAUCAGAACUGGAACUACAAUAGAGGAUUAGCCUACGGACGUAUGACGUAUUUCCGGUCGUCGCUUGGGCUGUCUUCUCUCCACCUUCGGCCGGAGACAAGGAAAUGAAAAAGGGAAGAGGUCCGCCUGACCAGAGAUUAGGCGAGAGAGCGCUUUCCCUCUCUUCCGCUUCCCCACCACCGGGAUCAUCUAGGAUCCCUUCUCUUUUCUAACACCAGUGUGGAUUCUUUUACGUCCCCUUUCAGUUGAUAAUACAAGAUAGAGGAGAUAUCAGCUAAGGCCGACGGCUUAACGUCACCGUCCAAUGACGUGAUCAUCUAAACCUAGACAAAAUCUUGAAUCACAGCUAGCGUCACCCACACUGAUCAUCUAAUCAGUAGCCUGCGUAGCAUGGCGGUUUUGGUUGGGCGCGCUAAGUAAUAAAGGCGGGCGAGGGCAGAGAAACCGCGAGGUCGUUCUCGCGCGCUUCGCGCGCGAAUUUCGCGACUACGCCGCUCGUGCGCCCGGCUCGACAAAACCGCCAUGCUACGCAGGCUAUCUAAUCAGCUUUUGAAAGACCUUGGUUGUUGGUCCUGCAGGGAUUUGGCGUGGCGCCGAUAGACCGACGCCCUCCCAACUGCGCCAACCGGGCGGCGGUAUGAACUGACCGUGCCGAUCUUCCCUUUCUAGUCUUUGUAAAGCUAGUGAGUAAUAAAAAAAGUCAUCAAGGCGCGCUUUGGUGGAAAAUUAGUCCAGACAUGAUAGUGGUACUUUGAUUAAAACAAAUGUGUUUUCUCUUUUACUUUUCACAGGUCGUGUAUUAUCAGAGAUCUGGACACUAUCACGCCCACUACGAUUCCUCCGUAGGUGAAAAUGUAAAGGAAAAGAGAUGCUGUCAGAGGAAUGAAGAAAAGAACACUGCAUCAUGUCUUCUGUGUAGGUAGGUCGGAAUUCUCUGUACUUUAUAGACACAUAGAUCACUCCCACAACUGCUUUUUUUGCUAUACCGUUUUGUUUUGGUUGUGGGAGUAAUUUUUUUGUGUGUACGUGUUUGUCCCGGGGGAGGUUUACUCCUUCAAAUUUGCCUUAUAGGCACCUGCGCUGCCCCAAAGGGUAUGGGUUUUUCGCCGUUUUGGUCUGAAAACGGUUGUUGACUUUGCCUAUUUUGGUCUGAAUUCGGUUUUGGUUUUCGAGAGGAUUCGGGAGUUCUUGGACAUAUUGGUCGUUUCAACUUUAAAUACGUCGCGUGUGAAUUCACGGCUCAUUACACAUACAAGAAUGCAGAGAUCAAUCUGAAAUCUACAACUCGCAACGGAUUCAACUUUUCAAUAAUAAAUUCAUUAAUGGAUUCUUGGGGGGUACGCUUGACCUGGUUUGACUGUAAGACAGAGAACUCGAUGCAGUACGUACUGCCGAUUAUAUCGGGGAUUUAGACUGUCUGCGAUGCGGGCUACUAAAUGACGACUCAAGCCAGUUUUGCAGACUUCUAAGUCAAAAAGCCUUUGCAUUUUUGUACAGUUAAGGGGGUUAUUCACUGCGUCCAUCCAUUUUGCUUAAAAUUCAACAUCAUUGUGCUCCAAAAAGGACUCAUUUCCACCCAUUUUGCUCAACAUUGUUUUGGGUAGCAGGCGGGGGUUGCUGGUUAUAACUAAGAGGGAGCUUUUGCGGAGUGACGCACGUUAAAUGGAAGUGAUGAUUUUUCACUUUAAAUAUGCCUUGACGUUUCCAAAUUUGUAUUGCUUACUGUCUUCAUUCUUAUAGAAGCGAUUUGCCCGAAAAUAUGGACAAAUCCGCUGCCCAAGAAUGCAAAAAUGCACUUCCGGUUGAAAGAAAAAACGUCGCUCAAAAUCGUCUUUGCUUAAGCUCCGUAAUAUCCCAAAACGUUUUACUUCCAUUGUAGGUACAUCACCAUGUUGUUUUAUUUGAACGACGUGGCAGAAGGAGGUGAGACAGCGUUUCCGUUGGCUGAUCGGGAAGACCAUUUAGGAGCCAACAAUUAUACAAGAGAUCUGAGUAGACAUUGCCAUAAAGCUAGUCUGGUAGUGAAACCUGUUAAGGGAACAGCUCUGCUUUGGUACAACAAUGUUCUAGACGAAAAGACUGGGAAGAUGGGAGAUGUUGAUAAGCUGACUUUACAUGGAGGAUGCGAUGUUCUUGAAGGCGAAAAAUGGAUCGCUAAUUUGUGGAUCAAUGCUCCUCGCGGAGAUGAAACUGUGUAG